CUGUUCCGGGAUGGGCGUGUCCCUCGGCGCACCUGGCUGACGUCACGGGCGCACACCUGCGAUGGCGGCGGGGCGGCUCCUCCCGCUGCUCCUGCUGCUCCUGGGGGUCCCGGGGGGCUCCGGGCAGGACCCCCCGAGCGGCCCCGCCGCCCUCGCCGAGCGGUGCCGGUUACCGGCGCUCACCGGCCGCUGCCGCGCCUCCAUCCCGCGCUGGUUUUUCAACGCCUCCGCCGGGAGCUGCGAGAGUUUCGUGUUCGGCGGCUGCGGCGGCAACCGGAACAACUUCGGGAGCGAACGGGAGUGCCGGGAGAGCUGCGGGGGGAGCGCUGCCUCCAGCCCUGCCCCCACCAAUUCCACCCCAGAGCACUGCUCAGCCCCUCCCGUCCCCGGCCCGUGCCGCGCCGCGUUCCCCCGCUGUCCCCGGCCCGUGCCGCACCAGCACUGCUCAGCCCCCCCCGUUCCCGGUCCGUGCCGCGCCGCGUUCCCCCGCUGGUACUACAGCCCCCAGGAGCGCUCGUGCCGCGAGUUCACCUACGGCGGCUGCCGGGGCAACGCCAACAACCACCGGGACCGGGAGGAGUGUCUGAGGCUCUGCCUGCCACAGGAUGAUUUCGGCGCCGAAUUCCAGAGAUUCUUCUCCUCCAAAGGUGUCGUUUUUGGGGCUCUGCUGCUCCUGGGGGCCGCGCUGGCCCCGGGGCUGCUCCUCCUCCUUCGCCGCUGCCGCCGGAAGCCUCGAGCGCCGCCGAGCCCCGAGGAUCGCGAGUGCCUGAUGAAGGAUCCCUACCCUGCCUGAGAGCCCCCCAAAAACCCCAAAAACAGCCCCAAAAAAUCCCAAAUUAUCCCCAAAAAUAUCCCAGAAUAUUCCCCCUCCGUGCUCUGCCCCCCCGGUGAUUUUUAGUGAUUUUUGUAGGGAAAAGGGAAAAAAAUUGGGAGGAUUUUGGGGAAAAGAGGGU
This is a messenger RNA of Catharus ustulatus (Swainson's thrush), 953 nucleotides long. It is a transcript of the gene SPINT2, whose product is annotated as serine peptidase inhibitor, Kunitz type 2. Gene Ontology annotation, molecular function: serine-type endopeptidase inhibitor activity. The coding region runs from base 62 to 793 and encodes 243 amino acids. The record is from RefSeq and is a predicted model, not a curated record. Lineage: Eukaryota; Metazoa; Chordata; Aves; Passeriformes; Turdidae. The transcript has 9 exons.